ACUCUUGAAUUACAUUAUCCAAUGAUCCAGUUUUUAACUAUUGAUAUUAUCCCUCCGCGACAGAUCCAGAAUAUCCCGCUGGCCUCAACAACACCUACCCAACAAAAGUGAUUUUCACCAGCGCCGUGUUGUUCACCUUCCUGGUGUCUGUGAUGGGAAACUCUCUUGUCAUCUACGUCAUAACCAAACAUCGCUCCAUGAGAACAUCAACGAAUUGUCUCAUCAUGAACUUGGCAAUUUGUGAUCUUUUGAUCACCGUGCUCCAGGCCCCUGCAUUUAUUAAGCACCUGCAUACUGGAGACACGUGGUUUGGAGGCACCCUGGGAAACGUCACUUGUAAAAUAUUAUCUUUUGUAGGUCCUCUCUUGAUUUUCUGCUCUAUUUUCAACUUGGUAGCUAUCGCUAUUGAUCGAUAUCUUGCCGUCGCUCGACCAUUAAAGUAUAAAUUAUCAUCAAAAUGGGUGGUAAAAGUAGGAAUUCCAGCUGUGUGGCUGACUUCAGUUUUGUUGUCUGUUAAAGCGGCAUUGACACCGAAAGUGUUGUACUUUGGGGAUGAAAACAUGCUCCUGUGUGUAGUUGAUAGAAGCUCUCUAGAAAAGUACUCCUUUUUGUGCUGUUUAGUUGUCUCGUUUAUCGUUCUAAUUGUGCUUUAUUCUAUCAUUUGUUAUCGUCUUUGGAGAAGAAACAUUCCUGGCGAAGUUUCCAACAAUCAGCAAGCGCUUGCCAUUCGUACAGCACGAAAGGUCACUGUUUUAAUGAUAUCAGUUGUAAUCGUGUUUAGUGUUUCAUAUGCGCCUAUUUUUGCAUUCAUGCUUUCAGACUUGAUUCAUGUAAGAUCCAGUGACAUUUCAUCCAUCAUGCACCACCCCAUAGUGUUUUUCAUGUCUUUCUGGUUGAUAUUGAACAGUAGUGCAUGUAAUCCGUGUUUGUAUUUUAUAUUUAUCGAAAGCUUUCGCCAUAGUCUGAAAUCUGCUUGUUCAUGCUUAAGACUUCUCGUACCUGAACCAAAGCCGUGCUGCAUUGGAUUAGAAAGUAGAUUUGAAAACGCAGAACCAAUGAGAAACAGACAGAAUUUGAACUCUUUCGUUCAGGAAGAAGGAGCUGUUGAGUUGACGGCAUACUCGUCUUUCAACCACAGAGUCUCGCCGCCUUAGAUUUCAGCUCACCACACGCUAGUGCCAAAUGGUCUCGGAGAUAAAUGUGCAUAAAUCCUCUAAUUAACUAAUUUAAUGAUGUUUUUGAAAUGACAAGAUAUCUUAUUUGGCAUGUCAAAGAAUAUAACGAGGUAAGCUAGAAGUUGAAUGAAGACAUCGAAUUCUUCCCAGUAUGCCUGUUUACACGAUCUUUUGUUGUAGGAGCAUGCUCGCUGAUAUUCCCGGAAACAAAACAGGAGAGAAGCCUUGAAAGAGGCAAUAGUCUCAAAGCAAAAGAAAGUUCGAUUACAGUAUUGACAAGAAUGGAUUAUUUAACAAAGCCAUUCCCAACGAUAACGUUUUGAAAUCUAAAUAUAGACGUGCAAAGAAGGACGCCUGAUUGGUUAUUCGUUAUCAGACAUAACCCAUUGCGGUGGUUAAUUUAUUAUCAUUAUCUACUCGUUGUAAUGGUUUAACUUAACUAAGGAAGCCAGUAAUUAGGAGCUCAUUUGUAAACGCAUUUAUCGGUGAUACAAGACAGUGGUCUCUGUCGCGGUCAUGCGCGUCAGAGCUCAACAGUAGCUGAUAAGCUAAGUUUAGGCAUUACAAGUAGAUUAUUUGUGGUAAUAAAGACUAAAUAAAAACUUUAUUCUAACCACAACUUUCCAAAGCAGUUCUGGGAAUAAUUACGAAUCAAAUUAGUGUUCAGCGGUGGGUUGAUAGAUUCAAACUGGCGGAGUACGACAGCUCAUGCUCGAGUGACCUCGAAGAUAAAGCCACUUAAGAUAGCAGCCACAGCGGGUGCGAGACUACGCAUGCCAGAUAAGGUUGAGCAGGCAGUGAAAAUAGGUUCUUUGGCAGGAUAAUUUACUUCUUGUACAAAAUAUGAAAAGCAACGUGAAGAUUGUGGAGCAAUGUUUGAGCAACGUUUUGAGACAUUUUGAGCAUCUUUUUUAAAAAUUUGAAGCAUCUUAGGGACAGACCUGGAAGACGCUGUGUAUGAUAGCUAACUCUCCAGCUCAAGGCUGCUUUCCUCGUUUUUGAUUUUCCUUUCUGCCGGUAAGGUGAAAUAUCUUUCUAUGUUGUGGAAUCUGCUGGAAAUGAAUGCUAGCGCACUGUCAUCAGUUCUGUCUCCCUCCCUCCAUGUACACCAUAUCUUUCCACCUCCUCAGUGGUACAAAAAAUCGGCGUAUCAAGAUACCGAUAUAGCCCUUUUGAAGGAACCCAAUACAUAAUGGUUUUGCAGCGCUUUCGAGUGAUAUGCCAUGGAAUAUCCCACGAGUCACUUAGAGGCAUGUGCGUAUACCAAGAAAAUACAAGUGACAAGUGGGAUCAGUUGAUAUAAAUUAAAUACAGCUACCCAGCGAAAGUGAUUUUCACCAGCGCCAUGUUGUUCAUCUCCCUGGUGUCUGUGAUGAGCAACUCUUGUCAUCUUCGUCGUAACCAAAACUCGCUCCAUGAGAACAUCAACGAAUUGUCUCAUCAUGAACUUAGCAGUUUGCGAUCUUUCGAUCACCGCACUCCAGACCCCUUUAUUUA
Orbicella faveolata is the source of this 2672-nucleotide messenger RNA. RefSeq names its product tachykinin-like peptides receptor 86C. NCBI's taxonomy places the organism in Eukaryota, Metazoa, Cnidaria, Anthozoa, Scleractinia, Merulinidae. Gene Ontology annotation, cellular component: plasma membrane. Gene Ontology annotation, molecular function: G protein-coupled receptor activity. The record is from RefSeq and is a predicted model, not a curated record. Gene Ontology annotation, biological process: G protein-coupled receptor signaling pathway.